Molecule: messenger RNA, 2198 nt
Organism: Siniperca chuatsi (mandarin fish)
Lineage: Eukaryota; Metazoa; Chordata; Actinopteri; Centrarchiformes; Sinipercidae
Product: ependymin-like
Exons: 6
Coding region: 968-1609 (213 amino acids)
Biological process (GO): cell-matrix adhesion
Cellular component (GO): lysosome; extracellular region
Molecular function (GO): calcium ion binding
Source: RefSeq, a predicted model, not a curated record
AUAUACAGCAUUGUAAUAUUAGGGCAAAAGUGAUUAAUGACAGGAAUUUAAGAGUUCACAGAAUCUACAUCUAGACUAUAUCAUUUCAGAAAUCAACUUUGCAGAAUUUUUAAAAAACAUGUUGAAGUUGAUUUUUAAUUGAACAAAAUCGGGUUCGAAACAUAUCGUUGUGAUGAUUCUUUUUCUUAUUUGAAAAAAAAAAGCAAGAGUCCCUUGAGCAACAUAUCAUAUUAAAUGGAUAUGGUGUUGAUCUCUGGUAAUGAAAAUUAAUGCAAAUGAAGAGCAAAGAGAACAGCUUAAUCAGUGAUGCCUAUUUCCCAGAGCCCCACAAUCAAAAAUCUUUAUUGUGCUCAACUCUUCCUUGUCCUUUACGUAUUACAACAAGAUUACACAACACAGCUAGAACCUUUUCUCUCUCCUUUUACAUUAAAAAGAAUUGUGUAUUGUAAUGAGCAUUAAAGCCUCACGGGGCCACUGGAGUGGCAACUAAACGUUUGGUAUGCUUUUCAUUUGCAUAGGAAUGAUUUCAGCUGUACAAGAGGAAAAUGAGAGAGAUUAUGUUUUUACCUCUUGAACCCAAAUUCUCCUCCUAAAUUCCCAGGAAGUCAAAAGAUCUUUGCCUUUAUUUGGUACUACAAAACGAAAUAGCAAGGACCGGGCGAGAGAGAGGAGAUGACAUGAGAUAAACAUCUAGGGCCAGGUUCAAACUCAGAACAUCUGUUAAGAGCUGUGCAAGCUGAGUCACCAGGACACCACACAUUCCAUAUUAUUACUAAUGGUGUCUGUUUUACCUUUAUUCUAACAGGACAGGUGUAAAAGCUACACAGGAAAGGAGGAGGACACAAAGAAAACCUGGCAGUGGAUGCUGACUGGGAGCCUCAUCAGCUUGUUUAUAAGGAAGCGAGCGUUCUGAAGCAGCAGUAUAUUUGCCUCUGUGCAGACGAAAGUGUGCCUACCAUCAGACAGCAUGAGAGCCCUUGUCCUGUUUGCGUGCCUGUCAGUGGGCUGCCUAGCUCAGACGCCGCAGCAAUGCAGAUCCCCACCACUGCUGACUGGAAGCCUCUCUGUGUCCACCCAAAGUGAGAAGCUGAUGACCUUUGCCAAGUACAGCUAUGACGCACUGGGAAAGCGCAUCCGCCUCACAGAGUUUGGAUCUUAUAACAACAAGACCUUCCACCUUGAUGUACUUCUACUCUACAGAGAGGGUGUUAUGUAUAAGAUUAACUACAGGAACCACACAUGUUGCAAGAAGCCACUGAAUGUAGACUUCCACCCGCUGGCGAUCCCACAGAAUGCUUCCCUGCUGGGACAGGUUGUGUUGGGCAGCUCCUCUGGUCCAGGACAGGGAGUCCUGGUCAACACCUGGGUGGGAGAGAUGCAGCUGAAAAAGGGAACAGCAAAGUACAUGAGCACUGUCACUGAGUUUGGAUGUGUUCCUGUCAGCACUCUGUUUCAUACCGAUAGACAUGGAUGGGUGGUGACCAGCUUCUUCAACAACGUCAUGGGACUAGUGGACCCUCAACGGCUCAUCCCUCCACCUUUCUGUGAGGGUGCCCAGCUGGAAGAAGAGGAUGGAGAGGAUCCAGUAACCUUCUUCAGCUUGUUUUAAACUAGACUAUUUCCAGAAAUGUAUUGCACUGUGAUGAUGACUACUCUAAAUGACUCUUUGCACUGCAUUAUUACUUUUUUUAGUGGCAGUCAUUGGUGUCUUAGGGACCUAUUCGAUUGAAUCCGGCACCUCCUUUGUCUUUCUUUUAUUUUUUUUAAAGAGAGAGCAGUCAGGUCAUGCAGUGAAGCCUGAGGCGUGUGAGUUUUGUGCACGUCACCUGAGCCAAUGUUACUGUGAUUUGAAUCUAGGAUACCCUCAGCAACAAGGAGGAAACUGGUAAAAUGUCAAAAAGACAAGUUUGUGUAGGUGUAGGCUGUCCAUAGUACUGAAACGGAGCAGAGGAGAUGAUACACAGCACACGUCACUUAGUUUGGUUUUUUAGCCUGCUUCCUUUUCGUGGUUGUAAAUAGAACUUUCCCUAAUUCCAUUUCCCCCCCCAUUGUAGCAAUCCACACACAGAAGGGAAACGACAGGGAAGUGGAGGAACAGUCAAUGAGAGAGUGAGAGACAGUUGUUUCUAUGCGCCUCCCACUGCUGAUUUUGAGUGAUUAUUGCGAAUGCUCUGAUUAAUAAAUGUAAAUAAAUAAUA